Molecule: messenger RNA, 553 nt
Organism: Phyllotreta striolata
Lineage: Eukaryota; Metazoa; Arthropoda; Insecta; Coleoptera; Chrysomelidae
Source: the annotation of a GenBank genome assembly
GAAAAAUUAGAAAACACCAUCUUAUUCGAAUAUUCUAAAUUACCAGGGUUUAUCAGCAAGCAACAUGCAAUUCUUCGGGCUAACAAAAUACGGUUACGACCGGCCUAUUUUCGAUUACGCUCAUCCUUGCUACGAGGAACCGUCCGAGAGACCGAAAAAUAUAUUCCAAUCGGUGAACAAGAAUCUAACGUUACUGGAAAAAAUGAGGGAGCUGGAUCCCUAUAUAAGGAACGCGGACGGAUUCGCCUACAAGUCGAUCAACAUAAUGAAAGCGAUGAAGAGAAAGAAGAUGCUCAAACCUGUAGGGCCCCACGAUAUGUAUAUUCGACCUAUUACCGAGUCUCAAGUGUACGGUUGGUGGAUGACCGAUCCGCUGUUGGAAAAUAUAGAGAAGAUCGGGUGGAUUCAGCCCAAGAAAAAAUAUCCUUACGUUACCUCCGAGAUGAGCAAAUACGCCGAAGCGAUGCAAAGGAAUAAAAGCAUUUGGGUUUUAUAAUUUUUUUUUGUUGGGUGUAUUGUAUAAAAAUAACGUUAAACGUAUAAAAUGUUGUAC